Molecule: messenger RNA, 855 nt
Organism: Didymosphaeria variabile
Lineage: Eukaryota; Fungi; Ascomycota; Dothideomycetes; Pleosporales; Didymosphaeriaceae
Gene: TAF9
Product: Transcription initiation factor TFIID subunit 9
Exons: 2
Coding region: 1-855 (284 amino acids)
Biological process (GO): RNA polymerase II preinitiation complex assembly; DNA-templated transcription initiation
Cellular component (GO): transcription factor TFIID complex; SAGA complex
Molecular function (GO): RNA polymerase II general transcription initiation factor activity; transcription coactivator activity; protein heterodimerization activity
Source: RefSeq, a predicted model, not a curated record
AUGGCUUCUCCAGGCGGCGAGAACAUGCUCUCAACGCCUCCCACGACGGCCACCGGCGCACCGAAUCCCAGUCCACCCACCGCCUCCUCAACACAACCUAACACGCAAACCACCCAACCCGCACAAAUGAACGGCACCGCGCCGGCACCUAUGAGCGCAUCAUUCCCCUCUACCUCUCUCCAAGAUAGUGGCACAUCUAAACGACCUCGUGACGCGCGCCUCAUUCACCUUAUUCUCGCUAACAUGGGUGUACACGCCUAUACGGAGCGCGUGCCACUGCAGCUCCUCGACUUCGCAUACCGCUACACGAACGGCAUCUUGUCCGAUGCGCUCUCGUACGAAGGACCUCAGACCAACGUCGGAAAGAAAGCCGCGCCGAAGGACGAUGAUGGCAUCAGUCUGAAUGCGCUGCGCACGGCGAUCCAUGCGCGUGCGCAGCAGCAGUUUAGCUCUGUGCUGCCGAAGGAGUUCAUGAGCGAGGUCGCGGCGGAGAGAAACAAGGUUGCGCUACCGAGAGUGGAGCGCGAAUGGGGAUUACGCCUGCCGCCGGAGCGGUACUGCUUCACGGGUGUAGGGUGGGGUAUGAAGGAGAGCUGGGAGGAAGAUGAGGAGGUGGGCGAGGAGAUGGAUGGGGUUGCGGGGCUUACUGGCGGGCCUUGGCUGAGUGUGACGCAAGUUGAUGUCGAAACAGAGAGCCUCGAGACGGUGCAGGCGGAUGAGAUCCCAGUCACGAUUAUGACGAGCCCGGAUGUGAGGGAGAGGGAGCUUUCUACGAGACGGUCUCAUCGAGUGCACAGCCGGAUUUCCGAGCAGCCCGAGAAGAUCAUGGAUUUGAUUCGCCGCGGGGAACCGUAA